AUGGGAAAAGCUGGGGAGGUGGCGGCUUAUUUUUUAAGCUGCCAAAAGAAUCAAUUUACUUACCAUGACAACUCGUCAUUGUUUUAUUGCAGCCCAAACUCUACGAACUUCCAUGAAUAUACCUUGCCUGAAAAUGUACACAGCGUAGUCCCAUCAGGAUUUAUGAUGCAUGUUAAAUAUUUACAAGCCGGUGGAUAUCCUAAGCCACCACCACUUAUGCUCGAAGUCUGUGGGAAAUUGUGUGAUACAUUUGAAGAGGUUUUUGGUCAACUUCUUCCUUAUAAGGGCUGUGAUUGCAAUAUCAAUCACCGUACUUCUGGGGAGGAGGUCUGGGCUAAACUUCCGAAAGGUGUUGUUACAAAUAUCGGCCGGCGUGUUGUCACACUUUCUUCAUACGAUGGAGACGUGAGAGUUUUUGCAUGUACAGGCCUACUUAUAAAGUGGCAUAAAAAUGGCACGCCUGUUAUUCUGACUUCGGCCAGUUUGGUUAGAAGUCUGGUUGAUGAAGACAAGAUUGAUGAAAAAAUGAAGAUUAAAGUAUUUCUCCCACCGAAACAGAUCACUGAUGGGACAUUGGAACUGUACCAUUCAGAUUAUAACAUUGCUGUCAUCAAUGUUCAGAAGUGCCUAUAUGGUAUUCGUCCGGAGAAUAUUUUCCGCAAGGUGAAAAGACCACGUAGAGAAGUGGUAGCUAUAGGGCGCGAUGUUGAUGAUGGAUUAUUAAUGGGGACAAUUGGUAAAGUGAUUAAGACGCCUGCGAACAGACCUUGCAAACUUAACUGCAAAGACCUUAAGCUGUCUACAUGUAAAAUCAAGAAGGCUGGGAUUGGAGGACCCCUUGUUAAUUUCGUUAAUGGAUCUUUUGCUGGCAUGAACUUCUAUGAUAGAACUAAUAGAACUCCUUACCUGCCAAGGAGAAUCAUUGUACAAGUUUUAAGGGGGAUUGAUCUCCCAUCUCAAAGAGGAAUAAACCAUCCCACAGACAUAAUGGGUGAUGCCGCAGUUAAGGAAAACAGGUGGUCGGUUCCUAAACCAUAUUGGUAUCAUCCUCUAUUCGAUGAGGAUCCUCCUCUGCGUUUUGUUGGAAGGCAACUCCACUAG
This is a messenger RNA of Triticum turgidum subsp. durum (durum wheat), 1101 nucleotides long. NCBI's taxonomy places the organism in Eukaryota, Viridiplantae, Streptophyta, Magnoliopsida, Poales, Poaceae. The record is from the annotation of a GenBank genome assembly.